CCGCCGUUGACAGGCCUCGUCCAUCCUGGCGCUGCUGCUGCUGCUGGACGGGGCGAUGUUCUCCUGGUCCCCGCCAUCCCCUGGGCCGCUGGACAAACUCUUCCAGUACAUCGACGCCCACCAGGAUGAGUUUGUGCAGGUGCUGAAGGAGUGGGUGGCUGUGGAGAGCGUGUCUGGGCAGCCCGUGCCCCGGUUCAGACAAGAGCUCGCCCGCAUGGCGGCCAUGGCUGCUGACCAGCUGCAGCGCCUGGGAGCUGGCGUGGAUGUGGUGGACCUGGGCUCUCAGCAGCUGCCGGACGGCCAGAGCCUCCCCCUGCCGCCCAUCAUAUUGGCUGAACUGGGGAAUGAUCCGAAGAAGCCCACGGUCUGCCUGUACGGACACCUGGACGUGCAGCCUGCGCUGCGGGGUGAUGGGUGGCUCACCGACCCCUUCACGCUGGCCGAGGUGGACGGCAAACUCUAUGGACGAGGAACCACAGACAACAAAGGCCCCGUCUUAGCUUGGAUCAAUGCCGUGAGCGCCUUCAGAGCCCUGAAUCAAGAUCUCCCGGUGAAUGUCAAGUUCAUCCUGGAAGGGAUGGAGGAGGCGGGCUCUGUGGGGCUGGAGGAGCUGGUGAGGAAGGAGAAGGACCGCUUCUUCUCCAGUGUGGACUACAUCGUGAUCUCAGAUAAUCUGUGGAUCAGCCGCAGGAGGCCGGCGCUCACCUACGGUACCCGAGGGAACAGCUACUUCACUGUGGAGGUGAAAUGCAGAGAUCAGGAUUUUCACUCCGGAACCUUCGGUGGGAUCCUUCACGAACCAAUGGCCGAUCUGGUGGCUCUUCUUGGUAGCCUGGUGGAUUCGUCAGGUCAUAUCUUGAUCCCUGGAAUCUAUGACCAAGUUGCUCCGAUUACAGCAGAGGAAAUACAGAAGUACAAAAGCAUUGAUCUGGACCUAGAAGAAUACAGGAAUAGUAGCCAGGUUGAGAAAUUUCUGUUUGAUACCAAGGAGGAAAUCCUAAUGCACCUGUGGAGGUACCCAUCUCUCUCUAUUCACGGGAUUGAGGGAGCCUUUGAUGAGCCUGGAGCGAAAACAGUCAUCCCUGGCUGUGUUACAGGGAAAUUUUCCAUCCGUCUCGUCCCUCACAUGAACGUGUCUGUGGUGGAGAAGCAGGUAAAGCAACAUCUUGAAGCUGUGUUCUCCAAAAGAAACAGUUCCAAUCAGAUGGCUGUCUCUUUGGUAAUGGGACUUCAGCCAUGGGUUGCAAAGACUAAUGACAGUCAGUAUCUUGCCGCAAAAAGAGCCAUCAGAACAGUGUUUGGAGUAGAACCUGAUAUGAUCCAGGAUGGAUCAACCAUUCCAAUUGCUGGAACGUUCCAGGACAUCAUAGACAAGAGUGUGAUGAUGCUGCCGCUGGGCGCUGUUGAUGAUGGAGAGCAUGCUCAGAACGAGAAGAUCAACAGGUGGAACUACAUAGAGGGGUCCAAGUUGUUUGCUGCAUUUUUCUUGGAGGUGGCAAGACUGCAUGCAUCUGAUGCCAGGAAUCUUCCCUGACCCACGGAGAGAUCGUUCCCACCCCCAGAGAUGGAAGUUUAAUAGCCUGAACAUAUUGAUACAGUAAAGCACGCCUCCAUUCAAAACCUGGGGGAGGUGGGGAGAGGAAGGAAGGAAGGAAGGAAGCAGGGAGGGAAGAAGGGAGGAAAGGAAGGAAGGAAAGAAGGACAAAGGAAGUGUCCUAGGACAUUUGGGACAGUAAUAAAAUAUCUUAAAGGCUGAUCUAGAAAAUAGUUUUGUUACUAUUUUCUAUUUUACUAUUUGUACUUGGGAUGUAACAGAUAUUCUUCAGUUUGGGGGUAAACAUCUAACUUUAGGAUGCUGUCCCAACAAAAGAACUACACUGAGCAGGGAGAGUGAUUUAGUAAAUCAGAAUCAUACCUGAGAGGUCGGAGGGAGUUAGGGUGAGGUUUAGUCAGUCCCCACUGUGGAACUUGGGAUUUUAUCCAAUAAGAUGGCGGUAUUAGCCCUCUUCAAAUGGUAUGGCCACUGCCCAGGGGCUGUCCGGGUGUGGGAAAGCAUAUGAUCCUAUUUCUUGGUUGAAACUUGAGAUGGAAAGUGGGGUCCAUAGGAUGGGCGGCCAUGCUCUUCAUGCAGAGUGUGGGGUAGGGGGUGUUAGAAUGCCCGGGACAUUUCUGUUCAUGACUACCUAGCUGCCUAUGCCUAGCAGUUUAACACCCUGUUCUCACUUCCCCGAAGUCACAGCUAAUUGUGCCUUAACUGUUCUGAGUCCUGUCCAGUUGCCCAGGAUUGUGUUCAGUCAGUGCAACUUCAGACACGGGACAGUCUGUCAGUUAGGCUCUCCCCUUGUAACGCAUUUGGAAUAAUCCAUCCAGUGUGCUUUCUGGGUCCUGAAGGGCCCAGGACACAUGACCAUUCCGCACUAGCACACCUUCCUCUUAUUAAUAAAAAUGUGGGUCUCCACCACUGUAAUGACUUUUCUAUGGGUUUAUUUUUAGAGUUGGUAAGGUAUGGUACUAUAUUAACAUUUUAUUCCCCUUCAAUUAUUUACUCCUGCUCCUGGAAAAGUGUGGAAGCUGCAAUGAGCAAUAUUCAGACCUUUAUGCACCUGAGAUUCCUUGUUUUUUUUUAAUUCCAAACUUCUUUAUCUUUGCUAUGAUUGGUGUUAUGUGAUCAGCACCUUUGUCUACUGCUCUUCUCAUCCCAUCAGUAAUGUCUGCCUGUCUGUUCCCUGCAAAUGUAAACCCAGAACAGCAGAAUCUAUCCUGAUAGAAUUUCUCUCACCCCAUUGGAAUUUAACUCAAUUGGCUACAUCUAAAUUGCUCAGAGUUUUUAAACAGCAUCAGUUUUAGAUAGAGAACUAAUCAACCCUGACUUCAGUAAAACAUUCUAAAUUUAAAGUCCUCAGCUAAUGCUGCAUUUAUUAAUCACUGCAGUUAACCAUCAUAUUUGGCUUGACUGAGCUUGAUAGUGUAAACACAUAAAAAGAAUGUAAUCUUUCUAUAGUUGCAUGUAUGUAAAUAAAUCUGUUCAGUCUUUAUACAUUCAUUAUUUAAGUCACAUGAAGGGAGAAGAAUUUAAAGGUUUAUUAAGGAUGGCUCUCCUGACUUCAAAUAAAAACAAAGCUUGUUUCCA
Messenger RNA from Dipodomys spectabilis (banner-tailed kangaroo rat), 3130 nucleotides. It is a transcript of the gene Cndp1, whose product is annotated as carnosine dipeptidase 1. Gene Ontology annotation, cellular component: cytosol. Lineage: Eukaryota; Metazoa; Chordata; Mammalia; Rodentia; Heteromyidae. The transcript has 11 exons. The record is from RefSeq and is a predicted model, not a curated record. Bases 56 to 1534 code for a protein of 492 amino acids. Gene Ontology annotation, biological process: proteolysis. Gene Ontology annotation, molecular function: metallodipeptidase activity.